Ostreococcus lucimarinus CCE9901 is the source of this 2070-nucleotide messenger RNA. RefSeq lists its product with no specific name. Gene Ontology annotation, molecular function: protein binding. The record is from RefSeq and is a predicted model, not a curated record. Bases 1 to 2070 code for a protein of 689 amino acids. Gene Ontology annotation, biological process: transcription by RNA polymerase III. Gene Ontology annotation, cellular component: transcription factor TFIIIC complex. NCBI's taxonomy places the organism in Eukaryota, Viridiplantae, Chlorophyta, Mamiellophyceae, Mamiellales, Bathycoccaceae. The transcript has a single exon.
AUGAGUGAUGCGACCAUAUUGUACGCGCGGGGCGAAUACGCCGAGGCGGUGAGUAAGUUGCACGCGGCGAUUGUGAAAAUCCCGCAUUCGAGCGAACCGUACGAGCAAUUGGCGCUGGUGUACGAGGAAACGAACGAUUUAGAAAAGGCGUUGGAUAGUUACUCUUUGGCGACGGCGGUGAAGCGUGGGGUGGACCCGUCGAUGUGGUAUCGCAUGGCGUCGCUGGCGGUAAACGUGAACAACAAAGAUUACGCCAUACAUUGCUUAGCAAAGGCGGCGAGGUCUGACCCGCACAAUUACGAGAAUAAAAUGGAUCAAGCAACGUUGUAUUCGGAGCUUGGAGAUGCGAAAAAGGCGAUUGAGCAACUUGAGUGGGUGCUGAAGGACGAUUUGCCGCCGCUCGACGGCGCUAUUUUGCGUGACGCCGUGGUCUUGCUCGCCAAGUUGUAUUAUAGUGCUGAUAUGCGAGAUAAGGCUGAGCAUGCUCUAGAGCACAUGCUGAAAGCGUAUCCACAGCACAUCGACGCCACAGUGGUGAACAUUUUGAUUGAGUUGAAGAUUGAGUUCCGCAAGUAUUCCGAGGUACUAGAAAUUGUCGAGCGUUCGCGCGCGAAUAUUUUAGAGCACGUCGACUCUGGACAGCUGCCUUUGGACAUUUCCGUAAAACAAGGUCAAUGUUUGCUUUACGAAGGACAAACGGAAGAAGGCAUGGAGCGCAUUGAAGAGCUCUUGCGGCACAAGGUGACUGAGUUUGAUGACUUGUACUUUGACUGCGGAAAAACUCUGAUGGAGGUUGGGUUGGCGUCGAAGGCGGAAGAGGUGUUCAUGCACUUAAUCGCGCUCGACGAGUACGACAAUGUCGAUAUGUGGCAGCGCGUAGAGCGAUGCGUUCAGCAAUCGAGGGGCUUGCGCGCGGUAGUCGAAUUUUACGACAUGCUCCAUGACAAGCACCCGAGCGACGUAUUCAUCGCCGUAUCUCUAGCCGAUUCGCUUUCGCGUUUUCAAGACGACGAAGAAUCGUUGAGGCGGGCGAGGUCACUUGUGUCAAAUUUAGAUGACGUCGAGGUACAGAAAUAUGGCAUUUUAUUGCGCGUGACUGCUUUACAAAGAAAGCUCUUGAGCGAAGCCGAACUGACUGUCAUCAUUCCAGCUGCGUUGAAGCUCUUGGAAGACUUGAGCGAAAAAAGAUCGCAACGCAAGCUCCAACGCGCGGGACAGGGGAGCGAUGAUUUCGUGGACGAUAACGUUCGGAUAUCAGAUGAUGAUGUGUUUGCUAAUAUUAUAAGCGGUGCCGAGGUCGCUAUUCGGCUCGGUCGACACGAAGAAGCGGGAACCAUCGUGAAUCAUGCGCUUUCAUUCUCCGCGGGGAGCGUGCUGACGCGAGAGCAGACGGCUUCGCUACGAUACCUAAAGUCGCUCGUGGCGUACAUGAUGGGCGAUUUGCAAGAGUCUGCGGCAAGCUGUCGUAGUGUUCUUGAGGUAUUCCCGAAUUCGGUAACGGUUUGGAACAUGCUGAUGCACAUGGCUAUCGAUUAUCCUCGAGCGCUCAGCGUUGGAACAUCAAAGCUCGCCAAGCGUCUCGUCGCGAGUAGCCUCGACGAUGCCUCACGCGAACGUCUGCUACCUUUGAUGGCAUCUGGGUACGUUCACACGUGGAACAAAAAGUGGUCUAUAGCAAUGCACGAUUUCCUCACGGCUCUCACGAUCGCGCCGAACGAUCACGAGGUGAAUUUAUGUGCGGCGAUUUCUCUUUUGCACAUGGCAACGAGAAAUUCAAACGAGCAGCAGCGUCACGCACUGGCGCUUCGAGCUGUCGUUCUGCUCGAACGUACCGCGGAGUUGAACACGACAAGCCCACAAGAAGGGAUGUACAACUUGGCCCGAGGCCUGCAACAUCUCGGCUUUCCGCACCUCGCUCGUCCGAUUUAUGAGCGUUGUCUGGAGAUGCCGGUGAGCUCCGAGGCGGACGAUUUGCGUCGCGAAGCGGCGUACAACUUAUCCCUCAUCUAUCGUUCUUCGAACGCAAACGGCUUAGCGCGCGCGAUUCUACGAAAGUAUAUGACGGUUUAG